UGUACUUGUACAUGCACACAGUAAGGACCAAAGAACGUAUUUUAGCAACAGAGUGAGGAAAUCUUUGCAAAGUGAGGACAUUUUGGGACCUCACUUCUUCAAAGGCCAUCAAAGACAUUUGGGAUUCAGAUAAGGAUAAUGUUUAGUUUAGGGUAAGGGUUAGUGUUAGGCAUUUAGUUGUGAUGGUUAAGGGUAGGGUAAGUGGCUAGGAAAUGCAUUGUGUAAAUAAGAGUCCUCACAAAACAGAAGUACAAGAAUGUGUGUGUGUGUGUAUAAAUACGAAAGUGGAGACACACUAACAGAGCAGUUCUCACUUCCACUUCACCUGUCUCUGCUCAUGCAAAUGAUUUCCCUUCUGAUAAUAAAUAUACAGAAGAACUCUGCACUCCAUUUCUACGAUCAAAGGCUGAUCCUCUCCACAACAACAAUGAAUAUCUCUGAGGAGCAGAUACAUGGCGUCUAUGGAAGUGACUCCCGUCAAGAGAACAUCAUAUUUGCAACAUUUUACAUCCUGGUUUUCGUCAUCGCUGUGCCUGGAAAUGCCUUGGCACUGUGGGCCUUCUUUCGCCAGGACAGCACGUCUCCAUCUAAGGUCUUCCUGAGGCACCUAUCUGUAGCAGACAUCUCUUACAUCCUCAUUUUACCCAUGAGAAUAGUUUACCACCUAUGUGACAGCCACUGGCCUUUUGGACAUGUCCCCUGUCAGCUAGCAGGCUUCCUCUUUUACCUUAACAUGUACUGCAGCCUGUAUUUAAUGAGUUUCAUCAGCCUGGACAGAUUUCUGGCUGUGGUCCUACCUAUCAAAUCACAGUCAGUUAGGAAGGCUGUGUAUGCGAAGGUAGUUGUUGGCAUACUUUGGGUGACUGUCAUUGUGUCUAUGAGUCCUAUACUUUUCUCCAAAAAGAACAUGACCCACAACUCAACUGGAAUAUGCAACAAGCUGUACUUAGAAAAGACAUCUCCAACAGCUUUGAUCUCCACUAUUGUGGCAUUUGCCAUCCCCCUCACCACCAUCGUGGUUUCUUACAUAGUGAUCCUGCUGAAGCUGAGGUCACUCAAACAACAGGAAGAACGCCCAGUGAAAGACAAAGCCAUAAGAAUGAUCAUUCUCAUCGUGAUGAACUUCCUGUUUGCAUUCGUACCCUACCAUGUGAGCAGGGUAAUCUACAUCCAAAGCCACAGUCACAGUAUGACUGCAGCAACCCACGAGGCUCUGGGAAGAGCCAACAGGAUCACAUCUGCACUGACCUGUGUCAGUGGUGUACUGGAUCCUGUGAUGUAUUUCUUCUUGAACCGUGCAUACAGGGACAUGCUGCUUCAACUGUUCUGCAAAAAGCGAGGAAGAUAAUCGAUAAGCAACAAGUACCAUGUAGUCAGUAAACAUUUUUAAAGGAAUUGUCCUGUUUUGAAUAAUUUCUAGAGACACGGUCAGACUUGAAUACAUUUGAGUCUGACCCCCCCCUCCCCCCCCAUUCCAACUCUGGGCACUUAGAUCUUCAGAACAAUGUUUUGUUUUGUUUUGUUUUGUUUUUGUAAUUUGGGGGCGGGGGCAUUUUGCCUUUAUUUGACAGGACAGAUUAAGCAUGGAAUCAAAACUGUGGCCAAUGCUGCAAAGACAUUACCUUUGUACGUGGGACACCUGAGCUACUGGGCACCUCAAACAAAAUAUUUUUUAUAAGAUUAAGGCUUGUGCAUAAGGGAGAUUGUGUCUUUGUGGUAGCUGCUCUAAAGCUUUGGCAUAGCCCUCCACUCUCCAGCCAGUGCUCCCCCUCCAUUGACACUUUUAAGACAGAUCUUAAGCUGUACAUGUUUUCAGUGGCCUUUGGUUGCUCUUAUUGGUUUUAAUAUUUUAGUAUUUUGUAAUAUUUUUACGUAUGUAAUUGAUCUUAGCAGUUUCACUCUUUUAUAUUUGUGUACAUAUAACAUUGCUCUGUAAUUUCUACUACCUUUUGUUGCUGUUAUAUUGUGCCUAUUUAAAUGUAUAAUAUUUGCAUGCCAUUCAUUUUAUUUUUUACAGCACUUUGGUCAACUGUGGUUGUUUUUAA
Epinephelus fuscoguttatus (brown-marbled grouper) is the source of this 2045-nucleotide messenger RNA. RefSeq names its product uracil nucleotide/cysteinyl leukotriene receptor. Bases 257 to 1348 code for a protein of 363 amino acids. The transcript is spliced from 2 exons. Gene Ontology annotation, biological process: positive regulation of Rho protein signal transduction; phospholipase C-activating G protein-coupled receptor signaling pathway. Lineage: Eukaryota; Metazoa; Chordata; Actinopteri; Perciformes; Serranidae. Gene Ontology annotation, cellular component: membrane. Gene Ontology annotation, molecular function: G protein-coupled receptor activity. The record is from RefSeq and is a predicted model, not a curated record.